Messenger RNA from Aspergillus caelatus, 505 nucleotides. RefSeq lists its product as uncharacterized. Bases 121 to 345 code for a protein of 74 amino acids. NCBI's taxonomy places the organism in Eukaryota, Fungi, Ascomycota, Eurotiomycetes, Eurotiales, Aspergillaceae. The transcript is spliced from 2 exons. The record is from RefSeq and is a predicted model, not a curated record.
GUGCAAUGGUGCUGGCUCAAUCCUGAUUUAUCGCAGUACCCAGAUAGCGUUCAAAUUCUGAGGAUUCUGAUCGACAUCUCUACCUAUCGUCUUGAAUCAACGGAAUUAUCAAUAGUGCUAAUGACCCACAAAAUGAGCAAGGAGGAUGCGUCGCGCAUCCAGUCCGGACAGGCACGAGGUGGUCACGACAUGUCCUCCGGUGGGUUUGCUGCCAGAGCCCAAGCAGCCGCUAAUCGAAAUGCGAAUGUCGCAUCUCAGGCUCAGACCCAGUCAAAGCCUUCGGGCGCAGGGUACACACAAUCUUCUCAGCAUGGUGGAUUUAAAUCCUCGCAGGAUAAAAGAUAAGCUGCCAUGUAUGGACGUGACGGUGGAAGCUUUCUUGUUCAGUUGCCUGUUGGCAGUUGGGGUAUUCAGUUUGUUUGAUUUAUCUAGAUGUAUGUCCUAGUGACUGUUGAGGUCUUGUUAGUCCAUUAAUAGCUUUUGAAUAAUUUAUCUCGAAUAUAGA